This is a messenger RNA of Pterocles gutturalis (yellow-throated sandgrouse), 1449 nucleotides long. It is a transcript of the gene PROSER2, whose product is annotated as proline and serine rich 2. Bases 1 to 1449 code for a protein of 482 amino acids. The transcript is spliced from 3 exons. NCBI's taxonomy places the organism in Eukaryota, Metazoa, Chordata, Aves, Pterocliformes, Pteroclidae. The record is from RefSeq and is a predicted model, not a curated record.
AUGCUGAUGGCAUUCUACGCUGCAUCGGGAUUGAUAAGUCAAGAGAGUGUAAUGCCUAGAAAUCUCUGCUCAGAUUCUCCUGAAAUGGCAUCCGAAAUUUCUCCAAAGCACACAUUUGGAAGCAUGGAGAGGGGCGGCGGUGUGGAGGAUCGUGGCAGCCAAGCUAAGUGCAGAAAUCUUGCCUUGGAUGAUGAGAGUCUGAAAUACCUAACUCAUGAAGAGCAGGAUGUUCUCAUGUUCUUUGAGGAGACCAUAGAUGCCUUAGAAGAUGACUUGGAGGAGCCGGUUCUACGUGACAGUGGCAUCCACUGUCAGUCUCCAAGGUCAACAGAAGAAAAUGUGUCCAGUCAUUCAGAGACUGAAGAUAUAAUCGACUUAGUACAGUCAACACCUGAGGGUAGUGACCAUGAAGGCCCUCCUAGCAGAGAUGCAGAACCAGUGUUGGAUGCUACCUGGAGAACUGAGAGCCCUAAGCCAGCUGCACCUGCUGAUCUUCCCCCACAUCCCCCUGUACCACCACCACCACCAGUGUCGGAGAUGCUUCCUCUUCCUCCUCCACCCCCUCCUCCAGUGCAGCAUCCAAAAUUGCUUCGUUCCAUCCCCACUCCGCUCAUCAUGGCCCAGAAGAUGUCUGAGCAGCAGAUGGAGAGCAGGGUGCGCUUCCCCAGUGCCCUCAAGGAAGGGAAUUCAGACAGGAAGAAAACCCCAGUAGCCAAUGGUGAUUGUUUCGCAGCUCCGAAGCACCCUCCUGCACCUGCACCCAAACUGCACCGGUUCCCGAGCAACAUCAACAUAACAAAUGUCAGUGGCAAAGAGUUCAACGAGACUAUCUCAAAAGCUGCAGUUAAUGUCCAGGAACGGAGAGCUCAGGUGCUGGCCAACAUCAAUGGAGGAGCUUUUCUGGCUGCUGAACUGGAGGAGAAGCUGCGGAAAAAUGAUUUCUUGUCACGUAACAGAAGUUCAUCCUUAAGGGAUCUCUCCUCUGAGCAAACACGAUAUGAGGCCCUGACAAAACUUGGCCUAGUUAAGGGAAAGCCAGCUGAGGACCAAGUGGACCGUGCCCCAAGCGCUCAGCAGCUUGAUGCGCAGCCCAAACAGGCAGAUGCUGUUCCCAAUGGAUAUCAAAACAUCCAUGAGACUCUAAAAAGCGAGCCCAGCCCUUUCCUUCCUACGGGCAAAACUGUAACAAUCAAACCAGAGGUAGCUCUUGCUGCUAACAAGGUCAGCAGUGCACAGCAGAACCCAGCACAGCAGAGCACAGCAAGAAGUUUUAAUGAUUAUAAACAACCUAAUCUAAACCUGGAUAUGAGGAGGAGAUCAGGUUCACUGCCUAGACCUUCAGGAUUUCGAUCCCAAGGGAUAACAGUGAAGUUUUCUGGCCGUGGCUCAACAGAAGAAGCUAGGAGAGAGGCACUUCGGAAACUGGGACUACUGAAAGAGACUGCGUAA